AUGUCAGGGAAACAGACGAGCAAUUGCCUCUGGUUGGUUUUGGUCCUCGUCACGAUGCUUUUUCAGCCCUCAGAGUGCCAGUACUAUGGAUAUCCCUACUACGGAGGAGCUACAGCAGGAGCGGGAUCGGGCUACGGGAACAUAUACGGCAGCGGAAUGUACGGAUACCCCUACAGUUAUGGCGGAUAUCCGUACUACUCGUACCCCAGCUAUAACCCGUACUCUAUGUUCGGCGGUGGUGGUGGAUAUGGGCAAUACGGGUACCCCUAUGGAGGAUAUCCGUACGGCGGCAACGGCAUGAAUGUAGCAUACGCCAGUAGCAGUGGAGGAUUCGCAACAGCUAGUGCGGGCGGAAACGGAUAUUACGGCUGAGAGACAGAGGAACAUCGCAUGCUAAGCUAGUUUUACUGUACAUACUGGUUAAGUCUUCCUACUAUGUUAG
Messenger RNA from Drosophila eugracilis, 442 nucleotides. RefSeq names its product shematrin-like protein 1. The record is from RefSeq and is a predicted model, not a curated record. Lineage: Eukaryota; Metazoa; Arthropoda; Insecta; Diptera; Drosophilidae. Bases 1 to 372 code for a protein of 123 amino acids. The transcript has 2 exons.